This is a messenger RNA of Astyanax mexicanus (Mexican tetra), 3574 nucleotides long. Its product is annotated as E3 ubiquitin-protein ligase TRIM39. NCBI's taxonomy places the organism in Eukaryota, Metazoa, Chordata, Actinopteri, Characiformes, Acestrorhamphidae. The transcript has 8 exons. Gene Ontology annotation, biological process: protein ubiquitination. The record is from RefSeq and is a predicted model, not a curated record. Gene Ontology annotation, molecular function: protein binding; zinc ion binding; ubiquitin-protein transferase activity. The coding region runs from base 210 to 1907 and encodes 565 amino acids.
CCAACAUUUAAAAAGUUGAACAAAAGAAGUGAUAACUCACUGAAAAAGACAAAGUGAAACUGAUUGAAUCAGGAAGUUCAGCUGGAAUAACCUUAUUCCCAGCAGGAGCUGAUCUGAACUACUGGAUAUUCCGUAACUCUGAGAAGAGGUUCAACACAGACGAUUCUGACGCUCCAAGAAAAAGAGAAGAAUAAAGGAGGUGGAAGAAAAUGGCUGAAUUGUCAACACAGCAACCAAAACAAGGCAGAAGGAAGAGCAUGGAUCUCUCAAUUCAGUUUUCUGGUGACUCCAGCGGUCUCCUGUCUGAAGAUCAGUUCUUGUGUUCUAUCUGUCUGGAUGUGUUCACUGAUCCAGUCACCACUCCAUGUGGACACACUUUCUGUAUGAUCUGUAUUAAAACAUGCUGGGGUGACAGUCAGCAGUGUAACUGUCCAUUAUGUAAAGAGAAAUUCACCAAGAGACCAGAACUGAAGGUCAAUACAACACUGAGAGAGGUGGUGGACCUUUUCAAAAAGAAACGUGGUCUAGGUAAUAAUGAGGUUCUCUGUGAUGGCUGCACUGGUGAGAAGGAGAAAGCUCUGAAAUCUUGUCUGGAUUGUGUUGCUAGUUUGUGUAAAUCUCAUUUAGAGUCUCACUAUACAAUUCCAAGAUUUAAAAAACACAAGCUGAUAAACCCAGUGAAGAACCUGGAGAACUACAUUUGCCAGAAGCAUGAGAAACCCCUGGAGCUGUUCUGUAGAGAUGAUCAGACAUUUGCGUGUCAGUUCUGCACUGUAACUGAGCACAAAAAUCACAACACUGUUCCUAUAGAGGAGGAGAGUGGACAGAAGAAGACACAGCUGGGAAAGACACAGACAGAGGUGCAGCAGACAAUCCAAGACAGACAAAAGAAGAUCAUAGAGAUCAAACACUCAGUAGAGAUCAGAAAAAGAAACACAGAGAAGGAGAUUUCAGACAGUGUUAAAGUCUUCACUGCUCUGAUUCGCUCCAUUGAGAGAAGUCAGGCUGAGCUGCUUGAGGUGAUGGAGGAGAAGCAGAAAGCAGUAGAGAGGCGGGCUGAAGAGUUCAUUAAAGAUCUGGAGCAGGAAAUCACUGAGCUAAAGAGGAGAGACACUGAGCUGGAGCAGCUCUCACACACUGAGGAUCACCUCCACCUCCUACAGAUUUACCCAUCCCUGUGCAGACCCCCACACACCACCAACUGGACUGAUAUCAGUGUUGACUCUUAUCUGAGUGUAGAGACUGUGAGGAACGCUCUGUCUCAACUUCAGAAGAGUCUGAAUGAAGAAUUUUCUGAAACUCUUUGUGGGAAGACCAGAGAACCAGUCGCAACAGGACUGAAGAGGAUUCAGCAGUAUUCAGUGGAUGUGACUCUGGAUCCUGAUACAGCUAAUCCUUAUCUCAUCCUGUCUGACGAUGGAAAACAAGUAAGGCAUGGAGACACAGAACAGAAUCUUCUUGACAACCCAAAAAGAUUUACCUUGUAUUUCAAUGUUCUGGGAAAGGAGGGAUUCUCCUCAGGGAGAUUUUACUAUGAGGUGCAGGUCAGGGGGAAGACUAACUGGACUUUAGGAGUGGUCAGAGAGUCCGUUAACAGGAUGGGAAUUCCACCGACACCACAGAAUGGAUUUUGGACUCUAGAGUUGAAGUAUGGAAAUGAGUACACAGCUGGUUCUGAUCCCCCAGUCAUUCUCCCCCUGAGAGAGAAUCCUCAGAAGGUGGGGGUGUUUGUGGAUUAUGAGGAGGGUCUGGUCUCCUUUUAUGAUGUGGAGGCCAGGUCUCAUAUCUACUCUUUCACUGGUCAGUCUUUCACUGAGAAACUCUAUCCAUUGUUUAACCCCUUUAAUAGAGAAGGGGGCAAAAACUCAGCCCCCCUGAUCAUCUCACCCGUAUCAAACACUGAAUAAAUAUUCAUCAGUAACUGUAAUGAGAUCAGCAGAAGGAAUGAUGACAUUUCAACAUUUGUUCAGCUUUUAACAAUCAAUUUUAUGGACAAUUUUAUGUCCAACAAAUAAAUAUACAAUGAUUAACAGUCAAAAGAGUACAAAUUUGGAGCUGAUGUUCUCUUCAGCAGUUUAGUUUAAAUAUUUUUUUAAAAAUGUAAAUCAUCAAAUUAACAUAAACUAAAUUUUAUAUAAACACAGAGUAAUUUGUCUAAAUUUAAGAAUAACACAUUUAAGAAUAAGUUUAAGAAAAACACAUUUUCACAUUUUGGCACAAUCACAUCCAUAUGAUAUGCUUGGAGUGCUUGGAACCCUAAUUUUGUUACAUAUUGAAGUAAUCCAUCCUAUAUUUUUAUUAAUUUUCUUCCUGUAAAAAUAUGAUUACCUCUGUUUUAAGAUUGUUUGAACUACAUUUGAAAUUAAUUUUGGGUAAUAAUCACAUUUAGCCUUAUUGACGUACUGAUGAAUAAUGACUGAAUUUGUUUCAAAAUUCCUGUUUUUCACUUCUACAGUCUUUACUUCUUGCUGUAAAAAGUAAGAUUUGAUCAGACAACCAUGUUUUUUAUUUGGUAGGUCUACAAUGGUGUGUGUUUGUUUUGACUGUAUACUAAAAUGCUCAUGCACUGUAUUAAUUUAGUAAAAUUCAGAAAUGUAAUGGAUAUCACAAAAUGUUAUGUGCCUGGACAAUGAUCAGUAAAACCAAUAACAAAGACCAAUGAGGAGCAAUUAUAUUCCUCCUAAAAUUAUUAAAAUUUAAAUUCAUCCUGAAAUGUUUAAUUUGAGACUAUUUAAAUCAGAAAUCAAUAAUCUGUUGUGAGAGGUUUAGGUUAGUCAUUUAAAAGUGAAUGUUUAAUUUUACAUUAUUUAAAGUGUUUACCACAUUUCAUACAAUAAAAGUAAGCAUAUAAAGCUUAUGAUUACUGUGGUUUCAUUAAUUAAUUUUAUUAAUCUUGAAUUCAUUCUGUAAAGAAACUGUUUAAUCUUAAAAUUAAUUAUUAAGCUACAACUAAGUAGAUUGUUUGAUUAUAAAGAAUACAAAUUAAUUAAAGUGUAUUUCAAGACAGCUCUCUCUAUCUAUAUUUGCCUACAUGGAACUACAUCGCCACUAUAUUGUUUAUGUGCUCUGCAUCUUGUUGCUUCAGUCCCAGGAUGACCCUGAUGCAGCUGGCUGAUAUUAAACACGUGCAGGAUUGGUGAUUCCUGAAUUAUGAGUUCAUUUUAAGGGGUGUGGACUGUUGUGACAAACUACCAUAGAAGCUGAUCAACAGUUCAUGAUGGGGUCUGUGAUUGUAUCUAUACAAUGUGAGGACAGGACUUGAACUGCUGCGACGUCUCAUAGGUCAUCUGCAACAGGUGGAGAGAUGUGUUAAUUAUGGUAAUGAGGGGCUAAUGGCCUGUGUGUUUUGUGACAGGAUGAAAUCACGAAACAGUAGUGUCAGUUUUACUUUUUUGACUGGAUGUAAAAGUAAGUGUGAGGACAUGCAGUUUUAUAGUUAAAAUAGUAAAGACUGAGUUAUGUUAUUAACAAUCUUAAUCAAGCAUGAAGACUGUUUUAAAAUAUUUGGUGCAUCAUAGCUUUUUUUGUGCCCUGCUGUUCAAAAUUCACCAUUGUUUUGAGAUCCUUCUUUAAA